Molecule: messenger RNA, 3475 nt
Organism: Patiria miniata (bat star)
Lineage: Eukaryota; Metazoa; Echinodermata; Asteroidea; Valvatida; Asterinidae
Gene: gfm1
Product: elongation factor G, mitochondrial-like
Exons: 20
Coding region: 151-2394 (747 amino acids)
Biological process (GO): mitochondrial translational elongation
Cellular component (GO): mitochondrion
Molecular function (GO): GTP binding; GTPase activity; translation elongation factor activity
Source: RefSeq, a predicted model, not a curated record
CAAGAAAAGAUUGCAUAAUGCACGUCACACCGCCAUGCGUUACGUGUGUUAAAAUUGUGUGCGCAACCGGGAUUUUGUGAUGAAGAAUAGCAGUUUUUAGAGAUAAAAUUGCAAAUUCUUGGUUGUAAAAGGCAAACUUCUUCUUCUGUCAUGGGCUUACUCCGAUUCACAUCCCUUCUGAAUGAAGCAACUAGACGCAAUGUGAAAUUUGCUUUCGACUUCCGAAAACAGAUUUUACCUACAAGUGCUUGUUACCGGCAUGCAUCCUCUUCAACUGGAAAUGUCGAUGUGCGAAAGAUACGCAACAUUGGCAUAUCGGCCCACAUUGACUCUGGAAAGACGACCCUCACAGAACGGCUCUUGUUCUACACAGGCAGAAUCAAACAGAUGCACGAGGUGAAAGGAAAGGACAAUGUUGGUGCCACGAUGGACUCCAUGGAGCUAGAGCGACAGAGAGGAAUCACCAUACAGUCGGCUGCGACACACGUUGAGUGGAAAGACUACAAUAUCAACAUCAUUGAUACACCAGGGCAUGUUGACUUUACUGUAGAAGUAGAGAGAGCCUUACGCGUACUAGACGGUGCCGUGCUGGUUCUGUGUGCUGUAGGAGGAGUCCAAAGCCAGACUUUCACUGUCAACAGACAGAUGAAGCGAUACAACGUGCCACGCAUCGCAUUCAUCAAUAAACUGGACAGGCUCAAGGCGAAUCCACACCGUGUGUUGUCCCAGCUCCGUUCCAAGCUCAACCACAACGCAGCCUUCUUGCAAUUACCCAUUGGCCUGGAGUCCAGUACUAAAGGUGUGGUGGACCUGAUCCAUCGACGAGCCAUCUACUUCGAGGGAGACCAGGGGCAGAAUGUUAUUCAGAAGGAGGUUCCUGAGGAAUUGCAAGCGGAAAUGGAAGAAAAGAGACAAGAAAUGAUAGAAUGUGUAGCAAAUGUGGACGAGGAGCUCGGUGACAUGUUUCUCUCAGAAUUGGAACCAAACGAAGAGCAGAUAAAGGCAGCCGUCCGUCGUGCGACCCUCAAACAAGCCUUCACUCCAGUCUUUCUCGGAACAGCCCUGAAAAACAAAGGAGUACAGCCAUUGCUUGAUGCAGUCUUGGACUACCUCCCCAAUCCCACUGAAGUGGAUAAUUACGCCUUUGACGAGGAGGAUCAAAAGUUGAAGAUGGAUCCAAGGAGAGAUGAUUUGAACCCAUUUGUCGCUCUCGCCUUCAAACUUGAGGCUGGGCGGUUUGGUCAGCUGACUUACAUGAGGGUAUACCAGGGCCAUCUACAGAAGGGUCAAUACAUCUACAACACGCGGACAAACAAACGAGUCAAGGUGUCUAGGCUGGUACGCAUGCAUGCUGAUAAAAUGCAGGACCAGACUGACAUCUAUGCUGGUGACAUCAGCGCCCUCUUUGGCAUUGAUUGUGCCAGCGGCGACACCUUCGUCUCCAAACCCAAGUUCCAGCUGUCCAUGGAAUCGAUUCACGUCCCAGAACCUGUCAUUUCGCUUGCCAUCAGGCCACAGAAAAAGACCGACAUUGAUAAUUUCUCCAAAGCGAUCAAUCGUUUCACCCGUGAGGACCCGACGUUUACUGUGCACUUUGACAAUGAGAGCAAAGAGACGAUAGUGUCCGGCAUGGGAGAGUUGCAUCUUGAAAUCUACGCCCAGAGGAUGGAAAAUGAAUACAACUGCCCUGUGGUUGUAGGCAAACCCAAAGUGGCCUUUCGGGAGUCCAUCUUGCGACCCAUAGAAUUUGACUACUUACACAAAAAGCAGUCGGGCGGCGCCGGCCAGUACGGUAAAGUUAUCGGUGUGAUUGAGCCUCUACCUUCGGAUUCUUACACCAAGAUAGAGUUCGAAGACGAGACCUUGGGAACCAAUGUCCCCAAACAGUUUGUUCCAGCAGUGGAAAAGGGUUUCUAUGAAGGAGCAGAGAAGGGCCUCCAAAUAGGCCAGAAGAUCACAGGUAUCCGCAUGCGUCUUCAAGACGGUCAGCAUCACAUGGUGGACUCUAGUGAGCUAGCUUUCAGGUUGGCUGGUCUUGGAGCCAUCAAGCAAGCAAUGAGUGAAGUAGCAUGCCACAUCUUGGAACCGAUCAUGAACGUGGAAGUGACAGCGCCCUCAGAGUUUCACGGUACCGUCUUGGCUGGCAUCAACAAACGCAACGGGGUGAUUUCGGGCUCGGAUGGCGGGGAGGGGUACUUCUCCAUCAGUUGUGACGUGCCGCUGAACGACAUGUUCGGUUACGCUACCGAGCUCCGGUCUGCCACCCAAGGCAAAGGCGAGUACACCAUGGAAUACAGCCACUACCAGCCCUGCCGACCCGCUGUGCAAGAAGCACUGAUCCUACAAUAUCAACAAGAAAACGGUCUGGUCAAAACGGCCAAACGCUCAAGAUGAUGAAGGUAUUGCUGUAAAAGAAGUGUAUAUUUAUUAUAACUAUUGUCUGCAAUAUAAAUAAUGACUUUGUUGUUUUGAAACUAUUGUCUGGGUAAUAUUUCAGACAUUUUUUAUUUAUAUUAUUUUUAGAGUGUUAAUAAUGUUUUUAAUUAAAUACUAGAAAAUGAAACGAAAUUUCAAAGAAAAGUAUCCGUAGAUAUUUUCCAGAGCUAAAAGUACCUGGAAAAUCAUGUGUAAAGUCCACUCUGUGGAAACAAGAAAUAUAAGUGAACAUGUUCUAAGGUUCACGGAAAGGACUUGAAAGUUGAUUCAAAUAUGACAGGAAGUUGAUCGAUGAUGGGCCAAGUUUUAACUUUUAAUUGAGGUCGGGGGUUCAAGUCCCAACAAAGUUGGUUUCUUUCACUCAACCUGAUAUUUAUCAAAAUGAAAGUAGGAAGUUUCCUUUGUGCUUUGUUUGAGGAUUUGUCAACAAGUUGAGUUAAUUAAAAAAAAAAAAUUGCCAGUUUAGCCUAAACUAUUCCGAUGUUGCAGAGACUUCAACAGUGAGGGUUCGAAUCCUUCCAAGGCACAUAGAACGAGUGUCCUUGAGCAAGGGAUUUUACCACACUUUCUUUACCUCUUGUGAUGAACUUGGUUGUACAUGAUUUGAUGAAAAAAUAAAAAUGCCAUCGCACUUGCUUCUCACAAUCACUCGGGUAGUGAUAUUUAAAAUGAUUUAAGCGACAAGAAAACUCACUGAGUGCAAACCAAACAGCUUGCCGUCUCAAGUAGGAGUCAUUUGCAGUGUGUGCCAAUUUGGAUUGCAGUGUCAUGUUGCAAUACACUAGUAUAAGCCUUAUUACAAAUUUGUAGACCGUAAUUAUAAGGAUAAUGUUAAUCAGUCAUCCCAUGUUGUACUUUUUUUUCAUCUGUGUUUAUAUUAUCAGUGAGAAAUAAAAACAAAACUGAUAUCAGACCAAUGUUUUUGGUUUUCUUAACGUUCUUGAACAGAUUGAGCAAUAUAUCAAGUGAAGUUACCGUAUGUUGUGUAUCUGUGAUAAGUUUUCCUUUACAUGUGUAAAGAUAUUGUCAAAUGUUGUGA